Molecule: messenger RNA, 2985 nt
Organism: Pestalotiopsis fici W106-1
Lineage: Eukaryota; Fungi; Ascomycota; Sordariomycetes; Amphisphaeriales; Sporocadaceae
Exons: 3
Coding region: 1-2985 (994 amino acids)
Source: RefSeq, a predicted model, not a curated record
AUGGAGCCAGACCCACGGUCUCUGGAGAAGAGCGAGAUGGCCUUUCCGGUCGACAUCAAGUCGCCUGUCGAGAAGGAGCAUCCCACCAUGGCUGGCCACGACUCCAUGGUCACUGUUCGUCUCUCGGAGCCGCCAAGCCUGUCAGUGAGGACGGACUUGCCCGUAUGGCCUUCUAGGAGAAGCCUUUUUGGACCCGAGUACACGCCUACACCCACGAGCGCGACAUCGUUGAAGAAGCUAGGAUUGGAGGAGAAAGUCAAGGAGGAGACAGUGGAAACGGGAGAAGACGCCCAGGAAGAGAAGAGUGAGAGAGCUGCCAGCCAGUCAGAAGAAAGCAAAGACGACAAAUCCAAAAAUCUGUCCGAGGAGUUGGAUGACGCAGCUGGCAGUGAUACAUCAAAAGAAAACACCAGUGGCUCGAGAGAGUCUGAUGACUACUCAGAAGACGAGGACGAAGAGGUGGAUUGGGAGAAACUACAGAAGAGCGAGGACGAACAGGCCCAAAAAGAUGACAACUCUACUGCAAUGCUUUUGGCUCGCUUGGAGGAGGAAAACAGCAAAUUGGCCUCCAAUCCAAAGGGUGUCAAGGUCAAGGUUGUCGAGAUGCCAACGGUUCGCCGUCCGAGACCACCGUCGAUGGCGCAGCUACGUGAUAUGGUCAAUGGCCCGACGCCCGUCGCCUUGCGGUACUCGGUCUUGCCUCCUCCUCCCAUGACUGACAUGGAAUUCUAUGUGGCCUUGGUCAAAGAUUACCAGCAAACUGCGGCUCGUCUACCCACGCUGCUUUCUAGGAAGAUCCGCAAGGGCAUUCCACCGCCACUGCGAGGUGUUGUAUGGCAAAGCAUGACGGGUGCGCGCGAUUCCCUCCUCUUGGAACAAUUCGAAGCACUCAGCGGCGAGUCGAGUCCCUAUGAGGGCAUCAUCGGCAAAGAUCUAGGCAGGAGUUUCCCGGGGGUCGACAUGUUUCGCGACUCAGACGGCGAUGGACAACGCAUGCUGGCUAGAGUGCUCAAAUGCUUCAGCUUGUACGACCAGAAGAUCGGAUACUGCCAGGGCCUGGCUUUUCUGGUUGGGCCUCUUCUCAUGCAUAUGCCAGAUAACCAAGCCUUCUGUGUCUUGGUUCGGCUGAUGGAUCAUUACGAUCUGCGCUCGUGUUUCCUGCCAGACCUGUCAGGAUUGCAUGUCCGCAUUUACCAAUUCCGCGAGUUGUUGCACCAGAUGCUACCCAGUUUAUCGGCCCACUUGGAAGAGCACCAGGUAGACCCUGCCUACGUUUCACAAUGGUUCCUCUCAUUCUUUGCCGUGACCUGCCCCCUACCCAUGCUGUUUCGCAUCUACGAUGUCAUCUUCGCCGAAGGUGCGUCGGAAACAAUUAUGCGGGUCGCGCUCUCGCUCAUGCGCAAGAACGAGAGCCGCAUUCUGGCCUGCACUGAACUCGAGGAUGUGAUGCAGCUUUUGCUGUCCCGUGGCCUCUGGGACUGUUACAACUACAAUGCCGAUGAGUUUGUAGACGACUUUGUCAGUCUUUCUCUCGUCGUGUCGCGGGAAAAAUUAGCACAGUUGGAAUUGAAUUACCGAGAGGCGCAGGUCGCUACCGCCAAUGCGGCCCGCACGUCGGACGUUACCACGGCAGCCUCUCGCUUCCUGGGCCGUCUCUGGGCCACCACAAAUUCCGGCUCCUCCACCAAGUCCGCAUUCGGUGCCCUUUCUCCUGGUCUCAUUGCCCCAUCGCGACCUUUGAGCAUGCUUCGUCGCAGCACUUCCAAGCAAAGCCUAGCCUCGACUCUCAACUCCAUGGAAACCAGCUCCGCCAGUGUUCUGAGUUCCGCCUCAACGGACGCCACCUCGCGUGCCUCAUCCAAUGCAGACGCUUCCUCGAUCCGGGAGUCGACACCGACGGGUCCCAAGCAGAGCACUAUCGGCUCGAGCGCUGCAACAGAAAGCAAGGCUCUACACAGCCAGAUUGAGGACCUGCUUAUGGCUUUCAGUGAACUACAGCGCAACCAUGCAUUGCUAGCGACCGAAUUGCAAAAGGAGAGAGAAGAGAGAGAAGAAGAACGCAAGGCGGUCAAGUCGUUGCUUCAAGGGUUCAAGAAAUCACAAGAAGGCGAGGACAAGGAUAAUGUUGUUACUGAAGAGCUUGCACGGCUUAUUGAAGGUGUCGAGGAUCGGUUCGUCGAGGAGGAGCGCAACAGCCAAGGGCCUACCAGCACCGAGACGAAACAAGAAUUGCGAGAUGAGCUGGCGCGAGCCAAGGAGCACCUCAUGAUUGAGGUAUCAAAGACCCAGGACUUCAAUCGUCGGAUAGAUGACCUGGGGCAAGAGGCACAGACACUAAAGGAUCAGUUGCGGGAGAGCCACGCACACGUCAGAAACCUCCACCAAGACAAGCAACGCCUCGAGAAGCAGGUCCAAGACCUGCGCACAAGGGUGGCUUCGGCUGACACGCAGCUCAGCUCCUCGCCCGAGGCAUCGGGAUGGCUUACUUCGGCGGCCAACCUCGCUAUGGGCACUGUUGUUUCCGCCACGCCUGCACCAAGUGGCCCGACAAAGGGGGGCCUCCGCGAACUCAAGCUUGGACGUAGCAAGUCAACGCCGAACUCGAGGGACGGCUUUGGCAGCCGGGCGUCGUCGCUGGCUAGAUCCCAGACUGAGAUCCCUCACCAACCAUCGGCCAACGAGCACGAGACAUUGCUAAUGGACCUUGUCCAAGCCAAGACAUCAGAGGCUGUGGCAAGACAGGAGGCGGAUGAGCUCAAACAGAAGCUGGAGAGUCUCAAGAAAGCAUAUGGAAUCCCUCCGGGCGAGACUCCGGGCCUUGCAACCGGUGCAGCCAAUGCUGCUAUGGGCAUGUUUGGCCGGCUGACCGGUGGAGGUAAUGUGGAUGCCGGGGCUAAGAGCGUCGAUGCACCAGUGCCUGGCGUGCAGAGGAGUGCCUCAUCAGCAUCGACAAAUGCUGCAGGCUUCUGGGGAUGGCGAAGGUAG